AUGGCCACAGCCACGGUGGAUGCAGCGGGCGCUACCGCGACCGACAGUGACCCCGUUGUCGCUCGCUACAACGUCUUUCUCAAGCCACAGCUGCCGGCCCACCAGAAGCUGCUGGUGCUGCAGUACCCCAACAGGGUCGACAAGACCUCUCCGCUGACGAGCUCCGGACUGUCCCCGACCGAGCUGCGCGUGAAGCAGGCCUCCGGCAUGGUUGAGAUCGACAUUCCGCUCGACUACAACAACGCCUACGACCGCACCAAAGGCAUGGCUUGGGGCGGCGCCCUGGCCAGCUCGACCAAGGCCAAGGCUGGCGGCAGCCACGGCCUGGCCGGCGGCUUUGGCGUCGGCGGCGUGCAGGGCGCUCGGGGGCGGGCGCUGGCUGGAGCAGGAACGGCUGGCGGGCGCUCAGUGUCGACCACAGCGGCCGGUGGCGGUGAUGGACACUACGGGUCGCUGGACUGGUCAGAGGCCAUUCGUCAAGACCGUGUCCUCCGGUUGCAGACGCUCGGUGGCAUGUGUCCGCCGACACGGACAGCCGAAGCCCGCUGGAUGAUUGGCGUGUUUGAUGGCGGAAACCUCCACCUGACACCCGUCAACUCGCUGGUUCAUCUUCGCCCGCAGCUGCAUCACAUCGACGCCGAGGCGGACCUCGACCGCCAGAAACAUCGCGACUCUGCCGGAGCUGACGGCGGUGCUGGCGGCCGUGGCGCCGGCGGCCCGGCAGGCGGUCCCGUAGCUCGUGCCAUCCACAUGACUAUCAAGAGCGCUGGCGCUGACGGCGACGAGGUCGUCACUGAGACCAUGGCCGAUCGGCUGCGGGCCGUGCAGAUGGAAAACUGGACGCGAUUGACCUACGUCGGCGACGACGACGAGAACUCGUGGGACGUGUACAACCAGACGCUAUUUCUGCGCGAGACUGCUGCUGCUGCUUCUGCUUCUGCUUCUGCGGCUGCCAGCUCGGCUGCCUCGUCGACGGGAGCGACGGCCGGCGCCGACGACGACGACAAGGAGAAGAGCACAGACAUCCUCAGCGCGACCGACACAGCCGACGACAAGCCGCUCGUCGCAAAGGUGCCCUCGCUGCGGACGGCCUGGCAGGAGAACGACCUGCUGCAGGCCAUCAGCGGAAUCCAGAAGCCAGCCGACGACAGCUCGGAAGCAGCUGCCGCCGCAGCAGAGGUCGCUCGACAGACAGCCAGGCUUAAGGCCAAAAACAAGGCUAAAGCCAAGCAGAGACUCGAGGGCAAUGCUGCCAGUUCGGCUGAGGCUGUCAGCUCGGCCGCCGUCAAGCAAGAGCUCUCAGUUGCGGACGGACCUGCUCCAAUCGCGCGGAGAGGACGGCCUUCCGCCACUCUGCCACCAUCUCGUGGACGUGGAGGCAGAACAAGACAGACCGGGCCAGGUCGCGGCUCGGCAAUGGACAUCGACUAG
Molecule: messenger RNA, 1431 nt
Organism: Grosmannia clavigera kw1407
Lineage: Eukaryota; Fungi; Ascomycota; Sordariomycetes; Ophiostomatales; Ophiostomataceae
Product: sulfite reductase beta subunit
Exons: 2
Coding region: 1-1431 (476 amino acids)
Biological process (GO): DNA-templated transcription
Cellular component (GO): RNA polymerase III complex; nucleus
Source: RefSeq, a predicted model, not a curated record